GUUCUUCCUUGCUGUAUGGUUAGGUUGGCUGGGCCCGGUACUGUUUGUUUUGUGGUUCGGUUCUCGUCGGUUUUCCGAGGAGGCAUUUUAAGACUAUGGCAGCUGCGACUAUAGUCCAUGAUACUUCUGAAGCUGUGGAGCUUUGUGAUUUAUUUGGACUUUAUCUAAAGCCUAUCACAAAGAUGAUCAUCAGUGUGGCCCUUCCACAGCUGAAGCAGCCAGGGAAGUCUAUAUCUAACUGGGAAGUCAUGGAACGACUAAAAGGGAUGGUAACUAAACAUCAGUUUUCAACCUUGCGAAUCUCCAAAAGCACCAUGGACUUUAUACGGUUUGAAGGAGAGGUGGAGAACAAAAGUUUGGUUAAGGAAUUUGUAGUUGCCUUGGAUAGUAAAAGCAUAAAACUUAGUGGAUUCUCGGAUAUUCUAAAAGUUAGAGCUGCUGAGUAUAAAAUAGAUUUUCCUACUAGGCAUGACUGGGAUUCUUUUUUCCGUGAUGCAAAAGAUAUGAAUGAGAAUCUACCAGGAGAAAGACCAGAUACAAUCCACCUGGAAGGACUGCCUUGCAAAUGGUUUGCACAGAAAGACUCUGGUUCUGAAAAGCCUAGUGAAGAAGUCCUUGUGAAAGUCUUCAGUACCUUUGGGGAUAUAAGGAAUGUGGAUAUACCAAUGCUUGAUCCCUAUAGAGAAGAAAUGACUGGCCGAAACUUUCAUACAUUUAGCUUUGGUGGACACUUGAACUUCGAAUCCUAUGUGCAAUACCAAGAGUAUGCAGGCUUUGUAAAGGCCAUGAACGCUCUCAGAGGAAUGAAACUGAUGUACAAAGGGGAUGAUGGAAAAGCAGUGGCUUGUAAUAUUAAGGUUUCUUUUGAUUCAACCAAACACUUGAGUGAAACUUCUAUAAAAAAACGCCAGCUUGAACGUCAGAAAUUGCAAGAACUUGAGCAGCGCAGAGAAGAUUUGAAAAGAAAGGAGAAGGAAGCUGAGGAAAGGCAAAAAGAAGAAGAGCGCAGACAAAAAGAGCUAGAAGAGCUUGAAAAAGAGAGAAAACGCAAAGAGAAGUUAAGGCGGAAAGAGGAGAAACAAAAGGAACGAGAAGCUAGAAGAAAUAAAAAAAAGCUGCAAAAAAUGCAAGCGGAGGAGCAGAAGAGAUUGCAGGAGAAAAUCCGGCUUGAAGAAAGAAGACUUUUACUGGCUCAAAGGAAUUUGCAGUCCAUCAGGCUAAUUGCAGAGCUGCUGAGUAGAGUUAAGGCAGUGAAACUUCAUGAGCAAGAAGAGAAGGAAGCUGAAAGGAUUCGUCUUCUUGAGUUAGAGGAGAGAAGAAAGGAACAAGAGGCAGAAUUGAAACGUGUGGAAGAGGAAAAGCAGCGAGCUCUGGAGCUUCAGCGCAAAGAGAAGGAACUGAGAGAGAAGCUCUUGAACAGUCUGUUUACCAGAAACUUGCUUGCUGUCUCUCAAAGCAAAGAAGAGCCCAAAUCAUUCCAGUGUUACCCUCUUCAGCCUAGUGAAAACAUUCCUCGGGCUGCUUCAUUAAGCUAUGUCACAUCUACCUCCACUCAGACUUCUAGAGCCCAGAUACCUUCAGACUACGAACAAUUUAUGGCACAAAGUACCUAUGCAAAUUCAAAUCUACAGAGUUUAAAUGGGAUCUAUUCUGCAGAUCCUUCUUUGCAGGAAUGCAAACUUAAUAUCAGUAAUGUAAACCUUGGUACGCAGUUGUACCCACAUGCCAACAUUUUGUCAAAUACUACUCUACAUAAUACUUCUGCAGGAAAUGAUCAAAAUGUUAACUUGAAUAAAUCACAUGCUAAUGAAAGCAACAUUGAACUAGAAAGUCCAAAAGGACAAUGGGUCUCAAGUAAAUAUUCUCAUGCUCAGGGCAAAAUACAAAAAAGUGAGAUGAAGCACAGAAGAGAUUCAAGCAGUGAGGAGGAUAGACAUAGUAAAGGAAGAAAAAAGCAUAAAAAACAUUCCUCCAGGGAUCGCAGCCCUGGUCGAAAAAGUGUUAGCCCAAAGUCAAACAGGCAUAAAAGUUACUAUGACAAAGAUACACGGGACAAACACAGCCAUAAGAGAAAAAGACACCGCAAGAGAUCAUACAGUAGAGAGAGGAAGUCCUGGCGUAGUUAAAUGCGUUAUGCACACUGCCUACACAUGGGAUUCUGAUACCGCUGUACUUGCAGACUGCGUAUUUAUUAUUUUCUUUAUUAUAUUCCUUGUGGUUUACAUUUUUGAAAACUGAAAAUACAACACUUACUAAAACUAUGCUUAGUUUUUGUAGUGCUUUGAUUUCAGGCUGUUUUCUAUACCAGCUUUCUUUUAAGGGACCGUUACACAUAUUUCUAUGUCAAAGAUAAAAGAAUGUAGCAGCUAUGUGUACUGUCAAAACUUAAGUUUUAUUUUUAUUCAUACCAACUUUAUGGCAUUUUUAAUUAAUUUUGCAUGCAAUAUUUAUUUUUAUGGCAUUGGUAUAAUGUAGUGAAAGCAUAAACUUUUUUCAAUAUAGUCCUAUUCUAGUUUUACUAAAUGAGUUGUUAAUUUACAACCACAGGUAGAUAAAAUGUAUGCUAAAAAUGUGUGUGUGUAUAUACAGGCAUGUGUGUGUUUAUGGAGGCAGGGAGGGGGGGUUGGUUAAGGAAAUAAGUUAACGUCUUACUUAACAAUUUCUUCUUAGUAUGUUCUAUAUAUGUGUGUGUGAUUAUAAAAUAUUGUGUGGUUAAUAUCACUAUGGUUUACAAGUUAUAAUAGGACAAAAUACUAGUCAAAAGCCAAAUGUGUUUCUUAAUUUAUGUAUGAGUGUGUAUGUGUAUAUAUACAGGUAGAAAACUCUUUUUCCAAACUACUUGGGACCGGAAAAUAUUUUGGAAUAUUUGCCUAUUUAAAAUGAGACAGUUUGGAGAGGGGGUGGAAUCAAGUAGUGUAAACAACAAUAUCUUAGGUUAUUUAGGCAAUAUUUUCAUGUAAGCUAAAUAUAAUUUUAUAUCAUUUUUAAUACUUUUGCAUACAUAGUACCCUUAGAAAGAUACUACAGUACUGUAAUCAGAAAUGUAAUAUUACCUGUUUUAAAUAAAAAUUCUUAUUUGCAUUCUAAAAAAAAACAAAAAAACAGACCAAAGACACAGGCAGAGAAGACUGUGUUACAAGCAGGAUACAUAUUCAUUUUUGAUAAUUUUAUUUUAAAAGAAAUAUACAAAGUUUGGAUUUUGCAAUUCCGCAUUUGGGGGAUAUGUUUGUUCUCCACAGAAAAAUAUGACAGCCUGGUGGCAUUAUGAAGUAGCCAGGUGGGGGCAGUGUAAUAUUUUCUAAUAUAUCAUUUUCCGCUAUUCAAAGCACAAAUUAAUUGCAUAAUAUAACAUAAAUGUAUUUAAUGAUAAUUUGUGCAAUAAAAAUUGAACAUUUUUAAUACUAGAUAAUUUUAGCUUAAUGUUGGCUAAAAUUUUAGCUGUGUGGUCAGUAAAAUGAGCUUGGUAGUGCACCCGCUAAAAAGGUCCUGGGGAUAAGUGUUUUUUUUUUUAUAUAUAUAUAGAUACCGGUAUAUCUUUCUUUGUCAAAUAGCUGGAGUAGGGGUUUGGGUGAUUCAACAGCAAAGCACCUCCAUACCAUCAAGCCUACUUUUCCAUGAUUUUGCAGUAGGAAGCACAGAUCCAGACAUCAUCCGUUCACCUUUUCUGCAUCUCAAAGAUAUAUGGCGUUUGGAUCUAAAGGACACUUUUCCACUAGUCUGAUGGUCCCUGCCUGUAGUCGUUGGCCCAAGCAAGUCUCUUUGUAAUUAUCAGUAGUGCUUUCAUUGCAGAAAUUCUACCGUGAAUUCCUGAUUCAGACGGUCCCCUUUUGAACGACUAAUGUCAAGAAAUAUGUACUCUUAAAUCAGAGAUACUGUCAAGUGGCAAUUUUGAGGCUAGUGACUAAAUUAUCCUGUGCAGCAAAGGUAACUCUUAGUCUGCCUUUCCUGGUUAGUUUGUUUCAUCAUAGCACUUAAAAGAAAUAUCUACUUAAAGUUGUUAUUGUUUAAAAAUAUAGAUAAUCCCUUUAUUACUCAUUCCCCAGUUUUGCAUAACCAACACUGUUAUAUUAAUAUACUUUUUUUCCUCUGUGAUUACCUUAUAUCUAAGCCUCUGCAGACUGUCCCCUUAUCUCAGUUCUUUUUAUAGCCAAUCAGUGCUGACUCAUAAAUAAGUCCAUGAGAGUGAACACAAUGUUAUCUAUAUGACACACAUGAACUAGCAGUGUCUAACUAAAAUCUGUCAAAAUGCACUGAGAUAAGAGGCAGCUUCAUUGCUUAGAAAUUAGUUUGUCUAACUAGGUUUAGCUUUCCACAGAGAAUACCAAGAGAACAAAGCAAAUAUGAUUAAAGUAAAUUGGAAAGUUGUUUAAAAUGGCAUGCCCUAUCUAAAUCACGAAAGUUGAAUCUUGACUUUACUGUCCCUUUUAAGGUUUUUGCCACUGCACAUUAAAAACUUUCAAAGUUAA
This is a messenger RNA of Bombina bombina (fire-bellied toad), 4466 nucleotides long. RefSeq names its product A-kinase anchoring protein 17A (gene AKAP17A). Gene Ontology annotation, biological process: regulation of RNA splicing. The coding region runs from base 96 to 2126 and encodes 676 amino acids. Gene Ontology annotation, cellular component: cytosol; nuclear speck. The transcript is spliced from 5 exons. NCBI's taxonomy places the organism in Eukaryota, Metazoa, Chordata, Amphibia, Anura, Bombinatoridae. The record is from RefSeq and is a predicted model, not a curated record. Gene Ontology annotation, molecular function: protein kinase A binding; RNA binding.